AUGGGGAAGAAGAAAGCAGCAUGUGGUUUAGGAAGAGCUCUAAUCCGAGAUCGAACUCAGAGCCAGAGGGGACAGCGGGUGAAAGACUCCUGGCUGCACACGAGUGAGUUGAAUGAUGGCUAUGACUGGGGCAGGCUUAAUCUCCAGUCAGUGACAGAACAGAGCUCUCUUGAUGACUUUCUUGCCACAGCAGAGUUGGCAGGGACAGAAUUUGUUGCAGAGAAACUGAAUAUCAAAUUUGUCCCAGCUGAAGCUAGAACUGGUCUGCUAACAUCUGAGGAGUCCAACAGAAUAAAUAAACUCCAUGAAGAGAAUAAACAGUUUCUGUGUAUUCCAAGGAGGCCUGUCUGGGAUGAAAAUACCAGCGCAGAGGAUCUCCAGCAAGCAGAAAGGGAGGACUUCUUGAAGUGGAGGCGCCAGCUUGCUAUACUUGAAGAGGAAAAAAAGCUAAUUCUCACACCUUUUGAACGCAAUCUAGACUUCUGGCGUCAGCUCUGGAGAGUCAUUGAAAGGAGUGAUGUAGUAGUACAAAUUGUGGACGCCCGAAACCCACUCUUGUUUAGGUGCCAGGAUUUGGAGCAUUAUGUGAAAGAAUUAAGUCCUCAUAAAGAAAAUAUCAUCCUAAUAAACAAAGCUGACCUGUUAACACCUGAGCAGCGUCAAGCCUGGGCAACAUAUUUUGAGAAGGAAGGAGUAAAGGUUGUCUUCUGGUCUGCCUUGGCAGAAGGACAGAGACUUGCUGAAGAUGUUACGCAGGACAAUGAGCCAGAAAACGUGAUGCAGGAUAAUGUCUCAGAUGAGGAAGACAGUGAAGAUGAAGACAGUUUAAGUGACACAGAAGCCCAAACUGGAGAUCCUAAUCAAUACAGCUCAAAUGAUGAGUAUGAGGACUGUGAGGAUGAUGAAGGCUGGCAGACAUGCUCUGAAGAUGCAGAUGGGGAAAAUGAAAGGAUCUUACCAGACCCAGAGCCUAGAAGUACUGAUCCAGCAGAGGUUCAUAACUAUAGCCAUUUAGUGCAAAGAGAUGAGCUGCUGGAGAUCUUCAAAUCUGUUCACACAGGCAAAAGGCUUAAAGAGGAACAGAUCACUGUAGGACUGGUGGGUUAUCCCAAUGUUGGCAAGAGUUCAACCAUUAACACAAUCCUGGGAAACAAAAAGGUUUCUGUUUCGGCAACUCCAGGACAUACAAAGCACUUUCAGACCCUGUAUGUGGAAUCUGGCUUGUGCCUUUGUGAUUGCCCAGGUCUUGUAAUGCCAUCCUUUGUCUCCACCAAAGCAGAGAUGAUAUGUAGUGGUAUUCUACCGAUUGACCAAAUGCGAGACCAUGUCCAACCAGUCUCUCUCAUUGCGCAGCAGAUCCCACGAUAUGCAUUAGAGGCCAUUUAUGGGAUCAAUAUUAUCAGACCUAGAGAAGAUGAAGAUCAGGACCGUGCUCCAACCUCAGAAGAGCUGCUGUGUCUGCUUAUGGGUAUAUGAGGGGAUUCAUGACCGCACAUGGGCAGCCGGAUCAGCCAAGGUCUGCACGAUACAUAUUGAAGGACUACGUCAGUGGUAAGCUGCUGUAUUGUCACCCCUCCUCCUGGGAUACAUCCGCCAGACUUCCAGCCUCGGCACACUGUAUAUCGGGAAAGAAAAGUACCAUGUGACAAAGCUGAAGCAAGGGCUCACAACAGCAAGAAAGUCAAACACAUUGAAAACGUGGUAGACAAAAACUUUUUCCAUCAGGAGAAUGUCCGUGCUCUGACCAAAGGUGUGCAGUGUGUGAUGGGGUACAAGCCGGGCAGUGGCCCUAUGCCAUUAACUACAGUCAGCACAGAAAGUAUAUCUGGAAAGCCUUGGAAAAAGCAUGGAAAUAGAAACAAGAAAGAAAAGAUUCGGAGGCUUAACAAGCACCUGGAUGCUUGA
Molecule: messenger RNA, 1905 nt
Organism: Staurois parvus
Lineage: Eukaryota; Metazoa; Chordata; Amphibia; Anura; Ranidae
Source: the annotation of a GenBank genome assembly